AUGCCCCGUUCGUUUUUAGUGAAGAAAAUCAAGCUUGAUGAUUUCUCUUCGUCCAAUGCUGCCUCUAAUCACCAUCACCACCAGGACGACUCGUUCACUCCUUUCACACGCUCCAUCACUGACUCUGUGACCAACUUGGGGGUUCGUCUCAGUGAGAAUGGUGAGUUUGCAUACCUCUGCACAGCACACACACGUCCUGCCUGCCGUUGUCUAGGGUGUGCUACUGUAAUAUCACUGCUCCCUUUGGAGAACCAGGUUUAGUUGUUGAUUGCAGAAUCAGAAUGCCCCAUGAUAUCAAUAUAGUAAACACAGUUGGAAUUCUCUUUUGUUUGUGUAUUAGUGGUUGUUAAGUGAAAUAGUGCCUCUUCACCCCUUGACAUGCCUGUUGUCUGGGAAUUGAUAACAGAUGUUACAUAAAGCCGGCUGAUUUUGCAUCCGUAUCCCAAAUAAUCCUCUCCAGCAACACCACCCCACCCCCAUCGUGCUCCCAGACUUUUGUUUUUUGACUCUGAUGAUAGGCAGACACAAUUCAGGUCACAGCAGAGGAUCGGCUUAUGCAAAUUGGGGAGCAAAAUGUGCCUCUCAUCUGUAGACGUGUGUAUCUGAAUUUGUAUUACUUGCACAAAUUACUGUGUGCCUGAAACAUACAGGAUGACAAAUUGAAAUAUUAACAUACAGGAUGACAAACUGAAAAAUUUAUGAACCUGAAAGAUGAGUGCCGGAUGAUACAUUUGUCCUUAGCUGUUAUUGUCCUUGAGUUUCCAUCACAGUCCGAACCCCCCUCUGCCCCCUCCCUUCCCACCCAACCAGAGCAUGCAUGCACAGUCUCCCCACCCCCAUCCGUCCGCUACAUCUUUCUCCUCCUUCCGGGCGUUUGAAAACUAGCAGGGGUAGAGUUUCAGCCAUGUACAGUACGGCCAGGGGAGGUGGGUUAGCUGGGGCAGAGGGGGAGCGAGGAGAGAGAAAGGGAGAAGAAGGAGACAGUUGCUUUGGGCAACAUUGACGAGGGGCCACGUGACCAAGGGUAUACAGUAAACAUAGAAGAAAAGUCACAUAGCUGCACAGUGGGCAGCGUUAGGACUGGGCAGCACGCUAAGCCCAAGUCCAUCAGAGCAAGAGCCAGAGAGAGACGUCCUUCACUUUCAGUCAGUCAGGUUUUAGCUCGCUCCCAUUUUGUGGCCAUAUUUAGGAAGCCAGAUGUCUGUCUCUCUUUGUUAUUUUGUCUUGGCAAUAAGCAGAUAGCUUUACAGUUCAGCUCAAUCUGUGAACGAACGAUGCCCACUCGUUAUUCAAUCACAUCACAUAAUACUGUGAUUCAGUGAUUUUAGAUUAGCAACAGCAACCAAUAACAAAAGCACAUGUGUGCACAGUGCUGUUGUUAUUGACAAAUGAUGGCUGUAGUGAAUGGUCAAUUUAACCAAAUAUAUAUUUUGAAAUGAUAGAGUAUGAGGAUAAAUAAACGUGUGUUUUAUUUACACAAAUGCACAAGGUUAUGAUGAAGUUAUGGAACCAGAUUAAUUGCAAAAACAUUACCUCUUUACAUAAAUUAUGCGGUUGAAAUUGCAAUCCUUUAUAAAGAUGUUAGUCUCACUCUCUAUUGUUGUGUCAAUAAUAAACACUAUUCCUCUUCCUUAGAGAAAUAAAUAAUUAUAACUGGGAAAAAAUAACAUUAUGGAUUAUUGCAUUAGUUCCAACAAUUACCAUUGUAUGCAGACAAAGGAAACCUUCUUGUCUGCUCAAUGAAAUCCCAGAGAAAUCAUAACAUUGUUGAAAUGUCUUGCAUCAGCACUUAUGCUGCGCCAACAGAUUUUCCCCCAUUGUGGAGACAUUUGACUUGAAGUGUCUGUCGAACAACAAAGGAGGAAGGUGGGAGAGGGAGUCCAUUAAUUACAUGCUUGCUUUGUAUUAGAGGAAUGAGUCGCUGUACUGCAAAGGUUGAGACAGCAUUAGUUAAGCCACAAAUGAUGAACUCUCUGUCUGACCUUAAGUAAUUGAAACCGGUUACAUAUGUGCAAUUAAUCAGGGGAAUAGAAAACAAGAUGUCCAUAUACUGUAUGUUCCAAUAACAAUCUGUUGCUGUUUACAGUAUGUUUGACUAUUUUCCUGUGCUCUCUUAGGGUACUGUAUAUUGGAUGAGAUAGUGUCUCAUUUUAGAUGUUGGAAGAAAAUAAAACAAUGUGCUAUAGACUUGAAAUAGCCUAUGAAGUCUUUUUUUAUUAAUUUUUAUUUUUUUACUAUAGGCUACAUCUCCCAAAUAUCAUGAGUUGUUAGCUAGUCAACAAGAGGUGGUGCUUUUGACCAAAUACCACCCCUGCCUUCCUGUAAGAUCCCAGUCUCCCAGUGCCACAGUAUCAUGGUAAUGCCUUUGACAAGGAAUGGGCUCUGAGUGGGAACCCUUGGGAAUGGAGACAGCAUUCUAAGAGAGCACUCGAAUGACCUGAUUCUUAAAGGCACUUCAGCGAGCUUACUGUUGCAUACAGGUGACCCUGUUCUGCUGGUAAUCCUGUUUAUCAUGUUUCAGCUUAACCUUUCCAUCACUGAACCAUGUUCAAUAGGCUAUCAUUGUAUGGUCCUCUCCAGUCACUUUAUUCUGUGCCUUGGCCUGCAUUAUUUUUCCCCCCACACAGUGUGUGUUCCAACAGCUGUACUAUUUUACAGACGAUGGCAUAUUGAUCAGCAAGAAACGUAGAAUUUCAUUAAAAAACAGUCAAUAGUUAAUUUACACCGCUUGUGCACACAGUGCUUAGGAAUGGGCUUUUUUCUGCAGUGAUGCACUACUUCUCCCAGGGCAGGAUUUGCCCCACACAUUCGAAUUGGAAUUGUAUGUCUGUCCUAUAUUCUAGGAAGCUAUUAAAGUGGAACAUGUUUAGAUAAAUGCAUACACGUUUGUAGAUGAACUCGGCUAAUGUUAGUUUAUAUUCAGUGUUGUUUAGUUCUUUACAGCUGCCAGGAAACCUUUUAGCUUCACUUGGCUGCCUCACAAUUAAAGGAGGGACAUUAAAAAUUGUCUAGACAAAAAAGAUUGCCUGUCUGUAAUGUAACAUCAGUCAAUAAUAAAUGUUGGAAAUAUGCUGGAAGUGCUACUCUGUUGAGAUCAGAGGCAUCAUGCCCAUAGUGGGCACAUGCCCCAUCAGAUUUGUCAUGUAAAAAAUAUGUAUGGGGGGGGGGUUCUCUGUAAUACUACUAGCAACCUAGCAAUUUUAUGAAGUUGGCUUUAGCUAGCCCAGAUAGGUUCCCAAUCUCCCAACCUCAUAACUAUAGCUAUAGCUACCAAAAAGCCAUUUCAGGCUAUCAAUCCAGUUAGAGUAGCUAGCUUGUCUAACUAUCUUAGCUGGCAUGCCUGCUGCCAAGGUUGGUAGACUUUAGAAAAGCAAGCAAUAACUAAAUGUACUGAAUAAGACUCACAUUCCUUUCAAUCUUUUACCCACAUUUUAGCAGAGAUGCAGAGAAGCAUAUUUAUUUUCAAAAAAAAAAAAAACACCAGUCAGGAAGAUACAGACAGCUCAAGAGGUAUGCUUAAAUAUGUAGAAAAAAAUAUAUAUAUAUAUAUAUAUAUUUUUUUACAUAGAAUUAAGCAUCUAGAUUGCAGGAAAAAGCUGUUUCAGGUGUUUAAAAAAUGCACAAUUCUCCAACUUCCGGAAAGGGGGCCUAGCCUGCCUCCAGACCACCCCCCAGCCAUCCUCACAUACUUUACACCCCAUCAGAUUUCUGUGGUGCAGAUAAAUGAAUUUAUAGUGUGGUAGACAGUCACCCCAGACCCUUGACUGUGUGUGCUGUCUGAUGUGCCCAGCGUGUUCAGGCUUAAAUUGGGCAAACACAUCAAAGAGAUAGACCCUCAGUCACAGAGGAUUGACAUACCUUAUAGUGAGAAAGUCUUAUCAUGGGAAGAAAAGGUGCCUAAUCAAUGAGACCACUUUGUGUAGUAAGAGGGGCCUUUUUUCACAGGAGGUCUCUUUAAUGAGCUAUUAUCUGCAUUUAGCAGCCACCACUCAUCUGCACUGUAACUGUGUAAUAAGGGUGAAUGCGGAGAAUAAUGUUCUGCAGCAGCAUAACAGUCCGAGGCCUGUGGUAAUUGCUGUGUGAAUUGGGGAAAUUGCAAUUUGUUUUGUAUGUUUGUAUGCUAUUGUUUCAUAAUUUACAAGAGGCAAUCAUCAAUGAUAAUCAUAUAAUCAUGUCACAAUGGACUUAUCCACCACAACCCCCGGCCUACUGUAGAUUAUGUGUCAUUGUGUGUGUGUAUUUUGCCUUAUUCUAACUAUUAUUGUGUAUGUUUUCUCCAGGCUACAUCCAGGAUUACAUCACGCCAUCUGUAUACCAGGGGGAGAAGAAGAUGGAGCUCAAGCUGGCCUCGCCCGUCUCUGACCCCCUUUACACCCAGGUGAGCAGCGGGGGCGAGGAGUACUGUGACCCUGACCUGGAGCACCCCGACAGCCCCCAGUCUGGCAUGACGGCCAGCGGCUUCUACAGCAGCGAGGCGGAGGCCCCGACCGAGGGCUACACCAUGGAUGCCUUCUUCAUCUCCGACGGGCGCUCGCGGCGGAAGGGAGAUGGUGACGGCCGUAAGGGAGGUAGUUCCGCCACAUCCAAUGCCGAUGCCACGGAGGAGAGGGAGGCAGGAGCCGCCGGCACAGCCCGCCACUCCUGCAACGAGUGUGGCAAGACGUACGCCACCUCAUCCAACCUCAGCAGGCACAAGCAGACGCACCGUAGCCUGGAUAGCAAGAUGGCGCGCAAGUGUCCCACCUGCGACAAAGUGUAUGUGUCCAUGCCGGCGCUGGCCAUGCACAUCCUCACCCACGACCUCAAGCACAAGUGCGACGUGUGCAGCAAGGCCUUCAGCCGGCCCUGGCUCCUGCAGGGCCACAUGCGCUCGCACACCGGGGAGAAACCGUUCGCCUGCGCCCACUGCGGCAAAGCCUUUGCUGACCGCUCAAACCUCCGCGCCCACAUGCAAACACACUCUGCCUUCAAGCACUACCGAUGCAAGCGCUGUAAUAAGACCUUCGCCCUGAAAUCCUACCUGAACAAGCACUAUGAGUCAGCCUGCUUCAAGGGUUCCGGGGACGAAGAUGACGACGAGUCCUGCUCUGAGAACUAG
Messenger RNA from Coregonus sp. 'balchen', 5098 nucleotides. NCBI's taxonomy places the organism in Eukaryota, Metazoa, Chordata, Actinopteri, Salmoniformes, Salmonidae. The record is from the annotation of a GenBank genome assembly.